Molecule: messenger RNA, 2001 nt
Organism: Rattus rattus (black rat)
Lineage: Eukaryota; Metazoa; Chordata; Mammalia; Rodentia; Muridae
Gene: C1ql4
Product: complement C1q like 4
Exons: 2
Coding region: 642-1358 (238 amino acids)
Molecular function (GO): protein binding
Source: RefSeq, a predicted model, not a curated record
CGCUGGCGGGAGAGGGACGCCUGGCUAGGGCUCUGAGGAGGGCUGCGGCCACCGCUGCCGAAGGAGGCAGGUAGUGCUUUCCACGAGCUAGAGUGCAAAAUCUCCGACGAGGUCUCAUCCAGUGAGAGUCCCCCAACCCCCGCCAGCUCAGAGCCUGGGACGUCGGGAGAGCGGGGAGAGGUCCCUGGUCUAGCCGGGAGAAAUCAACGAGGGGAGUCCGGGACCCAGACACUGCCAUCCGCAAGAAAGCAACUGUCUGGAGAAGUGGCAUCUUAGACCUGUGAGAAACCAGCCGUCCAAGAAGCUGCAGGUCUCAGGCGCCCUGGAUCAUUAGAGCUGCACCCGAGGGUAAUAUCAGACUAUAAGUUCUGAACCCUCAAGGGCUGUCCUUGGCCCAACUCACGGGGGAGAUCGCCACCCUGACAGGCGGUUUGGGGAACAGCACUGCUGUCACAGGAGGAAUUCACCGCGGCAAGGUGGUCGGGCACAGCCGUCGGGAGAUCCAGACCGGGGCCCGAGCCCGCGGAGAGCCCCGGGCCUCCGCCGCCAUUGCGCCCAAAAGUGAGGAGGAUUUGCUGGCCCUGGCCGCGUCACGGCUGAGCCGCCGCAAACGGGUGGCGGGCGCAGCCGUCGGGGUGGCCAUGGUGCUGCUGCUGCUGGUAGCCAUCCCGCUACUGGUGCACAGCUCUCGCGGACCAACACACUAUGAGAUGCUAGGUCGCUGUCGCAUGGUGUGUGACCCCCACGCAUCCCGAGGCCAAGGCUCCGACGGCGCGCCCUCCUCGGUGCCUCCCUUCCCUCCAGGUGCCAAGGGAGAGGUAGGGCGGCGAGGGAAGGCGGGCCUGCGGGGACCCCCAGGACCCCCAGGUCCCAGAGGGCCCCCUGGAGAGCCAGGCAGACCAGGUCCUCCAGGUCCUCCUGGCCCAGGCCCUGGAGGGGCAGCGCCCCCUGCCGGCUAUGUACCCCGAAUUGCCUUCUAUGCGGGCCUAAGGCGGCCUCAUGAGGGUUAUGAAGUGUUGCGCUUUGACGACGUGGUGACCAACGUGGGCAACGCUUACGAGGCAGCCAGUGGCAAGUUCACCUGUCCCAUGCCAGGCGUCUACUUCUUCGCUUACCAUGUGCUCAUGCGCGGUGGUGACGGUACCAGCAUGUGGGCCGAUCUGAUGAAGAACGGACAGGUCCGUGCCAGCGCCAUUGCUCAGGAUGCAGAUCAGAACUAUGACUAUGCCAGCAACAGCGUCAUUCUGCACCUAGAUGUGGGUGAUGAGGUCUUUAUCAAGCUGGACGGUGGGAAGGUGCAUGGCGGCAACACCAACAAGUACAGCACCUUCUCGGGAUUCAUCAUCUAUCCGGACUGAGCCCAGCACCUUCUCUGACUCUCAUGUUCGUUCGCCCGCCCCCUCAGCCCCUCGCUCUCACCCACGCCCACCUCCAGCUAGCCCUACCCAAGCCCCAUCCUCAGAGCCUGCGGACUCCCGCUCCCCAGGCCACCUAAACGGGGGCAAUCAGAUUCUUGGGGCUCAAGGGUUUUAAGUGGUUGGGGGAGUCUAGAGAUGGGAAGGCCAGGAUGAAGAGAGCCGCUUAGGAAGGGGACUGGCUACCUUGUGCUCCAAUGAAACUGGGCCAGAGAGAGAAAUUCGUGCAUGGGCCUCCCUUCUGCCUGGAGCCUGGGGGAAGCUUUACUAAUGGAGAUCAAAGUCUCGCGUGAAGAGGGGGACAUCUUGACAGCCAGGGAGAAAAGGGCAGAAACAGAAGGAACCUGUCCAGGUGAGAGGAGACUCUGGCACAGUUUAGAUGUGGACCUCAGUAGCCACUUUCUUCCCCUUCCCCAUCUCCAUUUUUCAGGCUCCAACCAAGGCAGCCUCCCUGUGAACUGGAGGAGCCAAGGACUUCCUAGCAUUAAGAACCCAUUUUGUACAGUGCCCAUUUCGCCCCUCUCCAGGGUAGGUCCUGGAGCUACAGAUGCUGUCACUGCUCCCAAUAAAGUGAGGUCGGGGAUUG